GCCGUCACGACUGUCACCAACAUGGGACACGAUUCAGCCGAGCUUCCUCAUAUAUCCAAGCUUCCUGUUUGACUGGAUGAUCUUCUGAUGGAACCUCCUUCGUAUGAGGAGGCCAGUCUACACCCUCCUGCUCUGGGCACAGCACCAUUCAACAUCCUCCCUCCCCCCUACUACCACGCCUCCCUGCACUCACCCCCAACACCUCCUCCCACCUAUAGAGAAGCAGUCAGAAUCCAGCCUGAUCCUUUUCCUGUACUGACUGUGCCAACUGUUGAGACGUCACGAAACUAUGGAACCAUAAUCCAUCCACUGACACAAAUUGGUGGAGCACCGUCGGCCCGCAGCCGACAAACUCAGCCAGCAGUAGUGACGACGCAGCCGUCGCCUGUUCCCAUCUCUGUGAGACAUCUGGGAGACGUCCCUGCUGUGGUACGCUGCCCACACUGCCACAGAGUUGUCACCACUAAAGUCACAUACCUGCCUGGAAGUGCCGCCUGGUGCACAUGUGUGCUUCUUGCAAUGAUGGGGUUGAUCUGUGGUUGCUGUCUGAUACCGUUGAUGAUGAAACAUCUACAAGAUGCACAUCAUUCCUGCCCACAGUGUAAAAACCAACUGCACACACACAUAAGGUGACACUGUCAGGAUUAAUAUGGCUCCUCUUGUCCCAAUACCACUCAUAUUUCUGUCACAACAGGGAGAAAUAACAUGUUGUCAUAAGCUAGGAAUGGAAACAGCUCACUGCCCACGGGGAAGCAAGAAUGUAUUUAGGUGAUGACAAGUGUGUGAUCUAAUAUAUAUAUACAUUACACACUAAAUAUAUUGAUAUAGGACAGAGGAGUAACUUAUGCGGUUUGAGAAGUUUUUAGAAGAUUUUAUGACUGUAAAACUACGGGAAUUCAAACUCCGCUGCUGCUUUUCACUAUGAAGGAAACAAUUUCCAUCUUUUAACCUACAGGGGGUGACGCUAUAAUACCAACAAUAUUUAAUUUUCAAUUUUAAUAUGAUCUUUCUUUUAGAUGUAUGAGACAUUUUAAGGCACAACACACACACACACACACACACACACACACACACACACACACACACACACAUUUCUAAUACAUAGGAGGAAGGUAGGCUUUUGUCACUUUUGACCCUCUAUAAGAAUGUAUUGUGGGGGUUUAUAGUUAAAUAAAUGAAGAGGAAAAGAAUACUGAAUCCAUCCUUGCAUGUGCACACGGCACCAGCGUGCAGGAUGCUUUACAUCAUUACAACACAGAGGACAUUUAUGAUGAACAUGAUGAUGUCCAGCCCAGGGAUUUAAGUCAUAGUUGUGUUUAUGUUUUUUUUUGGACAAUUGUAUUUUCUAUAGAAUAUUUAUACUAAAAGAACAAAAUCUUUGUCUUUUUCCAAAUGUAUGUAUAUGAAGCUUACAUUCAUGUUUACUUUAAUGAAUUCAAUUCAAUAGCAGACAUGAUUGUCUUUGGUGAUGAAAAACAAAGCCUUUUGGAAAACCCAUUGGCUUAACAUGCUCUAAUUUAAUUUUCUGCAUAUUUAUAAUUUUAACGGCCCUGCGCAUCUAAGACAAACCCACACAGGUGAUUGGCUUAAAACACUGUUAAAAUAAGACUUUAUUAGUACAUGCCAGUGGACCUGAUGUAGUUCCGGCUCUGCCCAGCUUUAGCAGGUCUAAUCAACCAGAGGGAGUGAACUCACCUGUGUGGGCCUUUAAGGUACAAUCUGUCAAAUAUUAACACAGAAUUUGAAACUAACAACUUAGAUUGAUUUACAGAACUUUUAAUACAAAGAGGUACACAAGACAAUAACUAAACAACGUUUUUGGUUGCUGUAAAAAAUGUUUACAUCAGUAAAGUUUACUCAUAUUGGUUUAUAAUUUAAAUGUAUGAUGAGUUGAGAAACACACAAUUCUUCAGUUGUGUACACUGUGCCUAAAAGGUAUCUUGUACAAAUACAGAGGGGGUCUUUAUGUUUGUAUUGCUGCGAUGCAUACUUUGGUAUAUCACUUACCGUAUGCACAGCUCCAGGUUGAUUAUAUUAUAUCGUCUAACCUCUUUUUUUCCAAUUUAAUUUCAUGUCAUAGAUUUACUCUGUGUUAUUUCUGAGGUUUGUUAACACCAGAGAUACACAAAGUGUUUGUAUGUGAUAUAAUGUAUUAAUUAAUGAGCUUUAGAGAUGCUGGUAGACAGGCUUUGUCACCUCUGGACAGAGCCAAGCUAGCUGUUUCCCUCGGUUUCCAGUCUUUAUGCUAAGCUAACCGUGUCCUAGCUGUAGCUCCAUAUCUAGCAGACAGAUACUACAGCAUAUGAGAGUAUGGUAUCAAUCUUCUCAUCUAAACCCCUGCAAGAAAGCAAAUUAGCAUAUUUCCUAAACUGGUGAACUAUUCCUUUAAUGAUAUAGAAUUGAUAUAAUACAGGCCAUUCUUAAAAUGAAUAAACACAAAAUGCAGUUUGAUUGAUAUUUGCUGGAGUGCAACCCUUCAUAUAUCCUGUGAAAUCGACCUGACGUGAAAACCGGGUUGUGUUUGAAGGAUAUGUGUGGCGCCUGUGCUGCUGCGUCUAUGCACUCCAGCGCAAUGACUGAUUAAAGCACCUGCUUUCCCUGUCGUUGUUGUAGUAAUGUGUGACACUUAGUAUCCCAGCCAAGUUUGAUUAUUUUUAUUUUUUUUUAAUCAAAAUGUUGUCAUAUUAUUAUUUAUCAUUCUAUCAUGUUGAUAGGGAAAUAAAUAUGGUCUUGGUUACUUUGAUGACGCUGUCAAG
Molecule: messenger RNA, 2756 nt
Organism: Anarrhichthys ocellatus (wolf-eel)
Lineage: Eukaryota; Metazoa; Chordata; Actinopteri; Perciformes; Anarhichadidae
Product: lipopolysaccharide-induced tumor necrosis factor-alpha factor homolog
Exons: 5
Coding region: 88-633 (181 amino acids)
Cellular component (GO): cytoplasmic side of late endosome membrane; nucleus; cytoplasmic side of lysosomal membrane
Molecular function (GO): zinc ion binding
Source: RefSeq, a predicted model, not a curated record